Hydra vulgaris (swiftwater hydra) is the source of this 1657-nucleotide messenger RNA. Lineage: Eukaryota; Metazoa; Cnidaria; Hydrozoa; Anthoathecata; Hydridae. The record is from RefSeq and is a predicted model, not a curated record.
AUGGACAAAUAUAUUUUAAUUUAUCAUUUAGAAACUUCAAACUCAUCAGAAAGUUCUAAAAAUUAUUCUGAUAAGAAAGAUAUUUCUGAGAUAUGCACAGCAUUCAAAAGUUAUUAUCUUAAAAAUUAUGGGAAAAUCAAUGAAGUUCAACCACCACUAAAAACACCUGUAAAUGUUGAUCUGGUGCAAAAAUUUGUUGAUCUAUGUAUCGUUGAUGCAGGUAAUACUCAAAUAGAUGCUAUAUAUAAUGAUGAACGAAAGAAAUUUCUUGAAAAGCAAUUGCGUUAUACACCAAUUCCAUAUAGUGAAAUAUUUAUUAGAGAGAAAUCUGUAACAUUAAUAUCUGGAAUAGCUGGUAUUGGGAAAACAUGGUUGCUUAGAAAAUGUUUGCUUGAUUGGUCAAACAAUUUAAUUUGGAAAAAUGUUAAACUUGUAUUCUAUUUGGAAUGCAGGAGGCUGAAUCAACAUCAAAAUAUUUCUGAUAUUAAUGAAUUACUUAAUGUUUUCUUCAAAGAUGUUAUAAAUGAUUUUAAUAUUAGUAACCAUCCUGCGCUGUUUAUAAUUGAUGGAUUAGACGAGUUUAGAUAUUUGAAUGAUUUAAUAAAUCCAAGUUCGAGUUGUAACUAUCCAAUUGUUAAUGCUUUAAAAGAAAUUCAAAAAUACAAAUAUGUAGUUUCUGGUAGAGUUUAUGCAAUUGAUCAAUACCAAAAUAUAUCAACAGAGAAUAAUGAUAAAAUAACCAUUCAAAUAAUGGGAUUUAAUGAAAAUGGAAUAAAUAAUUACAUAGAAAAAAAUGUUUUAGAGAAAAAAAAAGAUGUUGUGAAAGCAACUUUAAAAGAAUCUCCGAUUGCAAAAUCCAUGUCAUCUGUUCCAUUUUAUUUAUCUUCCAUGUGUAAGAUUAUUAGUGGUUCAAAAAAUGUAGAUAAUUCUUUUUUAACAAUGACAGAUUUGUAUGCAAAUAUUUUUCUAUACUUUUUUCAAAAACACAUCAUCAAAAGCAAUGAUUUAAUCUAUCAGAUAAUGGAAAACAAUUCCAAUAAAAAAUAUAUUUUAAGUAUUUGUAAAAUUGCAUAUCAAUUGUUUGUUGAAAAUAAAGUAAUUUUUUCUAAAGAAGACAUUCAAACUUUUAUCAAUGAUUUUAAUGAAAAUAAAGACAACUUUUUUGGAUUUAUAGAAAGGAUUGAAACGAAUCUAGGUUAUUAUUAUCAAUUUGCACAUUUAACAAUUAUGGAGUUUUGUGUAUCUGUAUAUGCAUAUAAUUGUUUAAGUAGUAAAGAGAUUAUAGCUGAUAAAAAGUUGGAGAAUUGUUUAUCAAUGAUUUGUGGAUUAACCAAUAAAAGACAAAAUAGUUUAAUAAAGUUUCUUGUUAACCUGGAUGUUUCAAAAAAAACUUUAUUUUCUAAAAUGAUUUUGUUUUCUAAACGUAAUUCUUCAAAAAAAGCUUAUGAAGAUCCUUUGUUUUUGUUUUCUAUUUUAGUUUACAAGCAAAGUCCAACGACGAAAAUUACGAGCGAAGAACGUAUAUCAGGCGGCAUAUCAGAAUUUUGUAAAAUUUGAACGAUUUGGAGCAACUGAUGCAAUUGUUCUAAACUUUCUACAAAUUUGAUUGGUUAUAAAUAACAUUUCUUAUCUUUUUUGUAAAGUUUUUUGCGGAAGU